Molecule: messenger RNA, 4761 nt
Organism: Drosophila virilis
Lineage: Eukaryota; Metazoa; Arthropoda; Insecta; Diptera; Drosophilidae
Product: solute carrier family 7 member 14
Biological process (GO): transmembrane transport; amino acid transport
Cellular component (GO): plasma membrane
Molecular function (GO): amino acid transmembrane transporter activity
Source: RefSeq, a predicted model, not a curated record
AGCAGCAUUAACAGCAGCAGUCGCCGCAGCGGCAGCAGCAGAAGCCAGCAACGACUCGAACGGGAGUGAAAAGCGUAUCUAUUUUUCCUCAAAGGAAAGCAAAAGAGAAGCCCAAAAAAAAAAAAAAAAGAAGAGAAUGCUAUACACACGGAAAAAUUGCAAUCAUUCAUUCACGGAAUAAACGCCGCAGCGAGUUCGAGUCCGGAGUCUCAAACUGUAGUUAAAUAUUCGCGCGUGCAAUUACGGCUGAAAAAAAAACAAAAAAAAAAAAAAGAAAAUACAUCAAAAAGAAAUUCAAAUAGAAAUAAUAUAAAAAAAAUAAAAGAAAAUUACGCUUUGCUGCACGCGCAACUGGAAUUUUUUUUUUUAUACCUCUGCGAAUGCCUAACAACAACAACAACAACAACAAACGAUUAGGAGCGGGCAGCAGCAAGAAUAAGCUCAAAAACUGUUGAAUAUAGAAUGACGUUGCAGACAAAAAUCAAUGUAAAAUAUAAAGCGAUAAAAGCAACAACAACAGCAGCAACAACAACAACAACAAGAACAAAGGCCAGUCUGCGCCGCCGUUGACACGCACGCACGCAUACAAAUAAACAAACAGACAGACACAUUCACACAUACACACACACGCACACAUACAGCAACACGCACGCACCAAAAAAGACGCGCAGCACACACACACACACACACACACACACACAAGCACAGCCGCACACUGAGACACAGGCAGCAGGCAGCAGGCCUAGCGCUGCGUGGGCGCAAAGGGAGCAGCAAGUACAAAAACAACAACAACAAGGAAUAGAGAGCAACAGCAGAAAGAGGAAGCAAACGCAAAAGCAGCAACAGCAGCAGCGCAGCAGCAGCAACAGCCGCUUAGAGCUGUGCAUUUACAGUUAAACAUAAACAUUUGCGAAAUUUAAGUGCCGUUCACACACAAUGAAGCCAUCGGAUUUGCUGCUGGUGCUGCAAAAGGUCAAGUUCAGGGUGCCAUUGCCGCCGGGCGUCAGCUCGACGACGCUGCUGCCGAAGCUCAUACGCACCAAGGAUGUGAAGCAGCUGCAGGAUGGCAAUGCACAGCCCACAAAGCCCAAGCUAACGAAAUGCCUAAAUACCCUGGACCUGACAUCGUUGGGCAUUGGGUCCUGCUGCGGCACCGGAAUGUACCUUGUUGCCGGUCUGGUAGCACAAAAGAUGGCUGGACCCGGCGUCGUUAUUAGUUUUAUUAUAGCCGCCAUUGCGAGCAUAUUCUCAGGCGCGUGCUAUGCGGAAUUUGGCGUUCGUGUGCCCCACACAUCCGGCUCGGCCUAUAUGUAUUCAUAUGUGGCAGUUGGAGAAUUUGUAGCUUUUAUAAUUGGUUGGAACAUGAUAUUGGAAUAUCUAAUAGGAACAAGUGCCUGUGCCUGUGCAUUAAGCUCAAGUUUUGAUUCAUUGACGGGCAAUGCCAUUGCGACUGCGAUGAGCGAGUCCAUUGGCACCAUAUUUGGCAAGCCACCGGACUUCAUUGCCUUUGGCAUAACGCUCAUCAUGACCAGCGUCUUGGCGAUGGGCGCCAGCAAAUCAGUUAUAUUUAAUCACACCCUAAAUGCCAUCAACCUGGCCACGUGGGUGUUCGUAAUGGCCGCCGGGCUCUUCUACGUGGAUACGAAAACGUGGUCGGAGCAUCAGGGCUUUCUGCCCUACGGCUGGAGUGGGGUGUUCUCUGGCGCCGCGACCUGUUUCUAUGCAUUUAUUGGUUUCGAUAUUAUCGCAACCACCGGCGAGGAGGCGCACAAUCCGCAGAAGAGCAUACCCAAGGCGAUUGUUGGAUCCCUCAUCGUUGUACUCAUUGCCUACGUGAGCGUUAGUCUAGUGCUAACUUUAGUCGUGCCGUAUGAUCACAUCAAUACGGGCGCAGCUCUGGUGCAGAUGUGGUCCUAUGUGAAUGCGCCCAAGUGCCGUGCGGUGGUUGCGAUUGGUGCCACAGCGGGUCUCUCUGUGGCCAUGUUUGGCUCGAUGUUUCCCAUGCCGCGCGUCAUCUAUGCUAUGGCCCAGGACGGCUUGAUAUUCAGGCAAUUGUCGCAUCUGUGGCAACGCACAAAUGUGCCCGGCCUGGCAACGCUGGGCAGCGGUCUGGCAGCCGCCCUGGUGGCGCUCACCGUACGCCUGGACAUACUUGUCGAAAUGAUGUCAAUCGGCACCCUGCUGGCCUACACUCUGGUAUCCACCUGUGUCCUGGUGCUGCGCUAUCAGCCGCACAGCACAUCGCUGGUGGAGCUGCUGCCGGCGCAGCUGCGUACGCCGCUGGCGCCGGGCACCGCAACGGAUCCGCAUGCGAGGCCAUCGGAGGUGCUGGAGCCGAAUAAGCUGACCAUAAAGCGUGUGACGCGCGGCAUGUCCGAUUCGGAUGAUUCGUUCAUUGAUGACAGUCCCGAGGGCUAUUUGGGCGGGCGCGAUGAUCAGUUUCUUGUCUCGGAUCGUUCCGAGAACAAGUUCUAUGGCAGCGUUCAUGGUGCGCCGACCGGACCAACCGGACAGGCAACCGCCUUCGAUACGAUGGGCCUGAAUUUUAUAACACGCAAAAUACACGAUUAUGCGUAUCUGUGUCCCGGUUUCUUUCCAUGGAUCAAUCCUGGUCAGGCGACCUCCGAAAGUGGCAUGUAUGUCACGAAACUAGUUGGAAUCAUGUUCGGUCUCAUAUUCUUCUUGGAUUUGUUCGCGGCCAUCGGUUGGUCCGGCGGCCUCGCCAUCUUCAUUUAUAUCAUUUUAUUUAUCGGCAUAUUUGUGAUAUUAUUGAUUAUAUCGAGACAACCACAGAAUAGAUAUGCACUCGCGUUUUUAACGCCAGGACUUCCAUUUAUUCCGGCUAUCGCAAUAACUGUUAACAUUUAUUUAAUAUUUAAGCUAAGCAUACUGACCCUCAUUAGGUUCACCGUCUGGAUGUCUCUCGGCUUUAUCAUGUACUUCUACUACGGCAUCACGCACAGCAGCCUCGAGCAGACCAGCGACGAGCUCGAGCUGCACGUGGACAAGGAUUACAGCAAAAACGUCGAUGACAAGGCCGUCUGGGACCAGCAAUCGUAUAACCAAACGCACGAGCCCGUCUGGGCCAGCAAGGAGAUCAAGCAGCCCUCAAAGCAACGUUAUAGCUACGGCAAGAGCUCCACAGCUGGCGGCCAGGUCGCCGCCAAGAAUGCGCCACCCAAUGCCGGCAAGUCCGGCAAGGAUGCGGAUCAGGCAGCAGCUGCGGCUGCGAGAACCGGCCCGGUGCCGUCCGGCAAUGCACGCAGCGCGACGGGCAGCGCCCGAAUGCUGGAGCAUCAGUAUACCGGGCAGUUCAGCAUGUUCGUGGACGAGGGUCAGUUCCCCACGUGGGAUGAUUAAGCAGUUCCAACCGUUAACAUACCUAAAAAAGCAUAAUAUAUAUAUAUAUAUAUAUAUGAAGAGUUAUAUAUAUAUAUAAACGACUUACCGUGUCCGACUACCUAAACGACCCACAAAUCGAAACUAACCUAACCAAAUGCGCGUAGAGCUGGCAACCAAGACCUGUAAAUAUGAUUAGACCUAUUAAGUUUAACGAUAUUAUCUAUAUAUAUAUAUGCAUAUAAAUAUAUAUAUAUAAACUAUAUACAUAGCUAAACAGUUACAUACAGUGCAGCCUCAAUAGUGAUUGUUUGUGCCAUUGAGGCUCCACUGUAUCGAUCUCUCGAACUCUUGAACUUAUACAAACAAAACUCGGCGUCUGCCACAUAUAUACAUAUACAUAUAUAUAUAUACCCAUGAAUAUAUGUAUACAUAUAUAUAUAUAUAUACUUAUACACAAAUAUACAUACAUAUGAUGAAAUUGAUGGAAAUUGUUGUAGAAACACGCUAGCGUGUGCAUACUGUACUCGAAUUCGACUGGCAACUCGAUAUUGGCUUUGGGUACUCGGGCUAUUUUUUUUUUUUUUUGGUGUUUUUUUUUUAUUGAUUUUCGAUUAUCGAUUUUCGGGUUAACGGUUUGCCAGUCGAAAUUGAGCAGAAGCUGAAGCGGAGGAGAAAACAAAUUGCAUAUUUUUGAGAUUGUUGAGCAUAAUUAGGGUGGCCAUUUAUUUGGGCUGCCAUAUUUAAGUAAAUACUAACUACGCACGCGUGCGUGUGCCCAUUGUACAACAACAAAAGAAGAUACAACCAAAAAUGCACGCACGCACGCACGCGCACGCACGCACGCGCAUGCACGCAAGCGCACGCCUAUAAGCAGGCUAUAUAUAGUAUGCAUGGAAAUGCAACGUCAGCCUUUUCGGGCAUAUUUAGCGUAUUUUUUUUUUUCGUGCAUUCGUAUAAAUAGAAAAAUGAAAAGGAAACAAAUAGCAACAAAUCUCUGCUGCAUAUAGAUAUAUAUCUACACAUAUAUAAAUAUAUAUCUAUUUAUAUAUAUAUAAAUUAUGAUUGUAUCGAUUCGAAUGUAUAUUGUAUUUAUGAUUAUUGACAUUGCCAUUAACAGUUAUUGUUACUAUAUGCAUUAUACGAUACGAUUACAAGUAUUACGAAUACUUAUAUUCGAUAUGUUUAUUGUUUCGACUACUCUAGAGGCUCGCGCUAAACUCAUUUUUUGUGCGGUAUUCGGUAUUUGUUGUAAUUUAAUAAUCAACCUUACUUACCACUAUUAAAAAAAAAAAAAACAAAAAUAUUUAAACAAAAAAAUGGAAGAAAAACCAAAGUAAAUCUUUACGACAAAUGCCAGAAAAUUUACGAUAUUUACUAACCGAACAAGCGAACUAUUCAAAUUCAAACAUUUAUAACAAA